CUCCUAGUGCUUGAAGAGUCUCUGUUUACUAUAGAGUAACAUUGUUUUUGGACGGUAAAAGCUGCAGGGGACCGAAACGGCCCGAGAUCGGAUUUUUUUUUGCGUGAGAAAUUGGAUGUGUGGCGUGAGUGCGUGUGAAAACAGGCAAAACCGUGUGUCACACUGCGAAAGCGUGAGAGUUGGGUCUGAUAUCAUUUCAGGCUUACCAUUUAGUUUUAAACUGUUUAUAUAGUUUAUAAGGACAAGAAACCAGAUGUGGCAUUAUUAGUGCUAACGAGGGAUGUGGAAGGUUAGGUAGUUACUGGAUCGUUAUAAUGACAGUAGAGUAAAUUAGUUUGGAUUGUGUAGGCUGCAGGGUGCCUGUGUCUUUAAGACUGUGCUUUCCAAUACUUUAGGGCGAUGUUCUGUCCGUGAUGUCAGCAGCCGUGUGUGAAUUGACUCACUGACACUUCUGCCAGAAAGUUGCUGUUAGAAAGCAACGUGAUAAAGACAAACAGGAACUGGAUUUGGGAUUUGGGAGGAUCGAACCGACCGUCUCUGUCAGUACAGUAUGUGGAAGUUGGAACAAGGAAGAGACGAUGAUCUCCCGUUUGUUUUAACUGCAGACAGCCAGGGAGAAGAUGAUCUGCUGGAUCCUGCUGCUCAUCAACCUGACCUCCUGUGUCUGUGGAACAUUUGUAGUGAAUGUGACACAGACCUCCUAUCAGGCAGAGGAGAACCAUAACAUCACACUGGAAUGGACGUUCACAACCAACACUGACAGUUCCCUCAACUCUCUUUCUGUCUACUGUGAACUGAUUACUGAUCAGAAGGUUUCAGUCCUGUAUUAUCUACAUGAAGGUGUCACGGUCCCACAGUCUCAGGAUGAACAGUUUAAAGGACGAGUCCAGUGUGACAAAGACGUCCUCAGAGAAGGACAAAUCAGACUUCAUGUGUCCAGACUCAGGACUGAAGACUCGGGCCUGUACUUGUGUGAAGUGAACACAACUUAUGGUGUGAGCUAUAGUGAAUGUCGACUCAGUGUCACUGCAGCUGUUGUAGAGGCCAAACCUCAGAGACCAACAGUGAGACCACAACCAGAGAGUCCACAACCAGAGAGACGGGGAAGGAUCGGCCUCUAUGUUGGACUGACAGCAGUUCUACUGGCUGUCUGUGUCGGACUCUGCUCUGCCUCCUGUCACUGUUUUACUAAAUCUGCUGAUAAGAAAGGAAACGUCUCUGUAGCUGUAUAGAUGUUGAGUUUCUUAGAGAAACAACCCAUCAGGACUAACAGUACUCUGUCUGGAGGACCCUCUUUCGGUCGCAGUGAGCCAUCAGAUCGUUGGUAAUGGCUCACCUUGGAGGACAAUUGAGACGUUUUUUGAUCCUGAUUGUUUUAUCCUGUAUAUUUUAACUGGUUAAAAGUCUGUCGCCAUUGGCUUUCAGACCUGAAGUCAAGAGAGUUGUAAACUGGAUAUGUGUCUGUUGGACUGCCCCGACUGCUAUUAGCUAGCCUGUUGGCUCAGCUAUCUGGUCGCUUUAAAUCUCUGGACACCUGUCCACUACUCCUGUCUUUAGGACCUGGACGACACGGUUUGAACACGGAAGAUAGGAGACAUGGACUUGACUCAGCCCCUCCAGUCGGGUUUCCAGUCGUAGUGAAUGUGACCCAACCUCCUAUCCAUCACACUAGAAUGGACGUUCCCAACCAACACUGACAGUUCCCUCAACACUCUUUCUAUCAACUGUGACCUGACUACACAGCAGCUCUGCUGGUUGUUCGUUGCCUUUUAUUCAUUCACUGUCUGUCUAGAGAAUGAGAUUUUUACUCAGAGUCCAGUGGUGGAUGUGAGAACAGUUAGAGCUCAGCAUCUGGAUCAGAGGAAACAAUUUGAUCACAGUUUUGUUACAUAGUAGUUUCUCGUUGGCUGAGAUACAAGAUAAACAUGUCUACCUCAUAUACCAUGUAUAAUCUAUGAAAAUUCUCUUUUUUAACCUUUUGUAUUUAAAGCUCAAUGUGAGGAAUUUAUUCAAGAUAAAAUAUAUUUUUCUUUAUAUUCUAUGGAUCAUGUAGCUGACUCCUGCAGGAUGUAAUGAAGUGUUCAGGUUCACUAAAGAUCCUUCAGAUCUGCCUGUUCUGAUGUGUUCUGUGGUCCACUAAUCAGAAGGUUGUUGGUUCCAUCCCUGACUCCUCUUACUGCAUGUCGAAGUGUCCUUAAGCAAGAUACGGCACCCCAAAUUUUUAUUGUGAAUGAAUGAGUUCAUGGGGCUUUGCCAUCACUGUGUGAAUGUGUGUGAAAGGGUGAAUGUGGCAUGUAGUGUAAAAGCUUUAACCUUUUCUUGUAAUGUGCAAUUUAAACUGAAAUGUACUGUUACUGUUUUAUUUUUGCUGUUAUUUACUGUGUUACUGAUUAUAAUUCUUUCAUUGUAUGUGUGCUGUAAGAAAAGCUUUGAGUUGUUCACACUGCUAUUAAGGAUGAAGAUCAGCAGAGGGAGCUCUUUACUUUAAGUUUAAAGUCGUCUUGUUUCAGUGGAUUUUGUUUUCCAUAUAUUUGUAUGUAAUUUAAUUGAUAACAUUUAAUGAUAAUAUUUUCAUUCAUUUCAUGUAUGAACCUUGUUUGUACUGAUUAAGCUUGUUCAAGGAUUUUCAGACAACUCUUUAUCUUUCUGUUUGUAACUGUGAGGACAUUCUGACUGUUGAUUGAUGGCUUUAAUAUCAUUGAGUUUGAAGAGGACAGGGGCUUUAAAGUUCUAUGAGAAAUAAAGAAUAAAAUAAAUAAAAUCAUGUGACUAAA
Messenger RNA from Dicentrarchus labrax (European seabass), 2774 nucleotides. RefSeq names its product V-set and immunoglobulin domain-containing protein 1. Gene Ontology annotation, cellular component: external side of plasma membrane. The record is from RefSeq and is a predicted model, not a curated record. The transcript is spliced from 4 exons. NCBI's taxonomy places the organism in Eukaryota, Metazoa, Chordata, Actinopteri, Moronidae. Gene Ontology annotation, biological process: cellular response to lipopolysaccharide; positive regulation of T cell proliferation; T cell costimulation. The coding region runs from base 621 to 1232 and encodes 203 amino acids.